GAUUUGCUUCUAUAGCAUGUUGGUUAUGCGCUCAAUUUCCCCAAAUUAUAACAAAUUACCGUAACAAGUCCGUUGAUGGCCUUAGUUUAUACUUUUUAAUGAAUUGGCUAUUGGGUGACUUAGCUAAUCUUGUUGGCUGCAUACUGACAAAGCAAUUGCCAUUCCAGGUGUAUCUAGCAAUUUACUUCUGUUCAGUAGACUUUGGACUUUUUUUCCAAUACUUUUAUUACUCCUGGUUCUAUCCUCGACAAGAUGAUGAAUAUGUAUCGAUAGAACCAGAAGAUCAAAUUAAUCAAAGGUAUUCUAUGUCUUCACUAAGGAGUUCGAUAUUAGAAGAUCAUAAUGAUAAUACUCCUAAUGAUUCAAUAAACAGUGGUAUGCUCAUAGGCCGAACAAUGGCUUGGGCUUGUGCUGUGUUAUAUUUAACAAGCAGAAUGCCGCAAAUAUGGAAAAAUUAUACGAGAAGAUCUGUCGAAGGUCUUUCCAUAUUCAUGUUCAUAUUUGCUGCACUUGGCAACCUUACUUACACAUUGUACAUAUUCACAAAUCCCGAGGCAAUUAAAAAUCCCUCUUCUCUUCGUGAAGCUGUUCCUUAUAUACUGGGAUCUGUCG
Dentiscutata heterogama is the source of this 612-nucleotide messenger RNA. NCBI's taxonomy places the organism in Eukaryota, Fungi, Glomeromycota, Glomeromycetes, Diversisporales, Gigasporaceae. The record is from the annotation of a GenBank genome assembly.